This is a messenger RNA of Siniperca chuatsi (mandarin fish), 2518 nucleotides long. It is a transcript of the gene chac2, whose product is annotated as ChaC, cation transport regulator homolog 2 (E. coli). The transcript is spliced from 3 exons. Lineage: Eukaryota; Metazoa; Chordata; Actinopteri; Centrarchiformes; Sinipercidae. The record is from RefSeq and is a predicted model, not a curated record. Gene Ontology annotation, cellular component: cytoplasm. The coding region runs from base 230 to 778 and encodes 182 amino acids. Gene Ontology annotation, molecular function: glutathione specific gamma-glutamylcyclotransferase activity; gamma-glutamylcyclotransferase activity. Gene Ontology annotation, biological process: glutathione catabolic process.
UUUACGUAGUACACAUGACUUGACAAUCUAGUCCCUGGGACAGGUGACCGUAAUGAGCGCGUGUUACUGUCGUCAGACAGCACUUACACUGCUACAGGUGUACAUGUCGGUCUGUGGCCAGUCAUUAUAAUGUUAUCACUAUCGUUGUAGGCUAGCUGUCCGAGACUAAAACGUUCUAACAGCUCUAACCGUCCUUGUCGUCACGGUAACGUUAGCUUAACGUCUUAUCAUGUGGGUUUUCGGUUACGGGUCUCUGAUAUGGAAAGUGGAUUUUCCUUAUGAGGAAAAGAGAAUUGGCUACAUAAAAGGCUUCAGCCGUCGGUUUUGGCAGGGCAGUACCGACCAUCGGGGAGUACCGGGUAAGCCUGGCCGGGUUGUGACACUGGUCGAGGAUCCUGAGGGGUGCGUUUGGGGUGUUGCCUACAAACUGCCGACGGGCCGGGAGCAAGAAGUGAAGAGCUACCUCGACUACAGAGAAAAAGGUGGUUAUCAGGUUAUCACGGUGACCUUUCACCCCCGUCCACCACUCACUCCCCCGCCCAGCCAGACGCUGCUCUACAUCGGCUCUCAGGACAAUCCAGACUACCUCGGCCCCGCCCCUCUGGAGGAGAUAGCAAACCAGAUUGUCAACUCUACCGGUCCAAGCGGGCAAAAUACGGAGUACCUCUUUCAGUUAGCUGAUGCUGUGAGGACAAUUCUGCCUGAGGACUCAGACACACACUUGUUUUCUCUAGAAACGUUAGUGAGGGAACGACUACACAAUGGGCAGACACACUGAAACAGGUUGAUUUUAAUUAUAUAAUGAAUAAGACUUGAUCAAUGUAUUAUAUCAGGCUGGAUUGUCAAAAAUAUCUCAGGGUUUAAGGUACACAUGGGGCCAUUCGGGAUAUUUGUCGGGUACAGAAAAUAAGUUGACAAAGUCUGUUUUUAUCUCCAGUAGUGUCACACUACAAAGAAAUGUCACUGUUUUGUCCAUUAUCCUGCAAAUAAUAUGCAUUGAAAGCUGCUUCAAAAUAGAGAAGAUGACAAAUACAUAAAGGUACUGUAACUGGCGUCCAAACUACAUGUUGAAUGAUCACAAAAUAUGCUGUGGAUAAACAGCACAAAGGAAGAAUGACUAAAUAAAUACUAUUUAUUCUGAGUGAACAUAUCUGCAUUCACAGAUACUUGUGGUCUGUUUUGCACUGCUCUCACAACAGAAGUGAAAUGUAGGCCCCAUCCAAAAUUUCCAGUAGGAUCAUUUUGUUAAAUAGUUGGAACCCAUAGCAAUUUUGGCACAUUUCAUUUUUGGCCCCUGAAAACUUGGAUUGAAAUAUUGAUAAUUCCUUUAUAACAUUAAAUAUUCAUGACUAAAUAAGCAACAGUUGAAGUAAAAAAAAAAAAAACAUCCUCCCAUUUAUUUUUUAUAUCUGUGAGUGUGAAGAGCACAAAGAAAAACAACACGGACAGAAAUCUCUGAAGAGAAAUAACCUAAACUGUCUAAACUUGGUGAGAAAGUUGUGUGUUCGUGUAGGAGUUUGUCACUCAACAUAAAAACUGGGUUGAGAAAAUUUGUUUUCAGAGCCUUUAAGAGUAAAACUCAACAUGGCUUUGAUGAUGAUGUUAGGAUUUGACACCACUUUGGUCCAGACUGCGAUAUCUCAACAGCUAUUGGAUGUAUUGCCAUGCAGUCUCAUACAGAUAUCCUACAGAGUUUAGUGAUCCUCUUUAACUUUAUCUCUAGUGCCACCAGUAUGUCAAAAGUUUUCACAUAUCCAGUUAAAUAUCACACCUGGAUAGAUUGGCCUAAAAUUUGGCACAGAUAUUUAUGUUCCCAUCAAGAUGAACUGUAAUCACUUUGAUGAUCCCUUAACUUUUUCUCAAAGUUCCAUCAUCAGGUCAACAUUUUAAUUUGUUUAGUUUGGUUUAAGACCAAAUACCAGCAAAACUAAUGACAUUCCCACCAGCCUUUGUGUUAAGUGCUAAGUAGCAAAUGUAAGAUAAUGAACAUGGUAAACAUUAUACCUGCUAAAUAUCAGCAUGUUAUCCACAUGUCUUACCAUUUCAUUAAAUGAAUUGUGUCUCAGAUUUUAUUAGACUAAUUUAGAUGAUUGAAAUUAUUUUAAAAAGUAGAACAAGGUUUUCCCGACAACUUAUGAUACUGUUUUUAAUCUCUAAAAGAAAAGUCGAAUAAGGAGUAUCAUUAGUCAUAUCCAAACACCUCUUUUAGAAGAUAUUAUCAUAACUCUUUCCAAAGUUGAUUGUCUAACCAGAUAAUCCUGCUUUGGUAAAUGCCCUCCAUCUCUCUUCCUGAUAUGAAAACCAAAUUUCAGGGCAGAUAUCAUCAUCUUACUACUGUAAUCACGCUAUCACACAGUGUACAGCCACACAAGCUACACGUUGUUUAUUCCAGACUGUACUUACCAGCUAUGCGUCUUCUCAUUCUACCAGCAUACGUCUCAGCACAGUGAACAUAUCAAAGUCAACAGCACUGCAUCCGAAAAGAUCAACAUGCAGAAUAAAGAUGGUGACAGCUCUA